GCUGGAAGGGCUGGCAGAGCCUCAUCCAGGAGCGUGAGACCGGUGACUCCUGGCUGGACGAAGCCGAUGGCCGAAGGAAGCAGCUCGAAACUUUCGGGACUUUGCGAAAGUCCACCGAGGCUGAAGCCUUUGCACAAUGCGGCUUUGUAAGGUGUAGACUCCGAGAGUGGGGGAAGUACAUCCUUAAGAUAGGUGGAGUUAUUUUCUUGGCUGUGUACGUUGGCAUCACCGCGGUGGGCGGCCUUGUCCAUGAAAGGCUGAAGGUCAUUGGUGAAGCCUGCUUGGAAGAUCUGCACAACGCUGUCCUAAUUCUCUUGGCCUGGGUGCUUGACUGCCGCAGAACUCCGGUGUUGGAGCAGAUACGUGAUGCACGGAAAGAAGCCAACUCGGUGCACCAUGGCGAGGGAGGGGCCCUCAAAAGGAGCUUGAUGGAGCGCUAUGGCACCAAGGCAGAUCUGGUUUCCGAGGUGCUGGAGCAAAUCACCGACAAGCAGGAAGAGGAGAAGAUCAACAAAAGGAAAGACAAACUGCGGCUGCUGCUGAAGCCCGAUGCAGACGAAGCCAGGAAGAAGGCGAUCGCUGAGGUUCUCGCCCGCUUUUGCGCCCGUUUCAGCCUAAAGUUUUAUUUCGCAGGGCUAGAACCGGCAGCCUUCCGGUACAUUCGAUCGGAGGAGUUGCAGUCAGAGGGCCAGGCUGCAGUGCAAGAGUUCCUGCUCCUGCCACAAUGGCAGCAGGCUCGGAUUUCAAUUGUGAUGUCGAUCCGGCUUGCGGUGGGGUUCAUGCCGAACUAUGCCCUUCCCCGGACAGCACGGGUCGCAGCCACCCUUGUGCAGGGCCUGGCGGCAGCUGCAACUGCUUGCCUGAUCUCCUCUUACAUGGGAUGGAAGGUCGGUCGAUCUGGAAAGUGCCAUCCAGCUGAUCCUUUGCAGAGGUAUUUGCGAGAAAGCUGCCUCGCCUUGGUAUGCGUGAUCAUACAGGAGUUGCCUUACUCGGCCAUUCUGUGGAUUCGCCGAGAACGGUUUCUUCACCGUGGAUGGAACAAGGCCGCUUUGGCCUGUUGCUCCUGGUUCAAAAGGAGAGUCUUCUGGUUUUUCAUGAAUCUCUGGUUCCUUCUGAGCGUGUUCUUCAUAAUCCAGUUUCUGGCGACAUCCAGUCCAGAAGAUGGUGACCACUGGAUGUUCGUGGUGUUCAUCAUUCUCAUCAUUGGCAAUGUCCUGAAGCCACUUGUUCAAAGCUGCUGCAUCAUGGCCGUCUACAUCAUGGCGAAUCAGCUGGGCAUGGCCCUUGUUUCAGACGAGAUUCACAACUGUCUGCGUGCUACUCAUGCCAAUGAACUGACUAACGAGGACUUGGAGGAGUUGGACCGGAAGUUCCUUGGGCAGCUGUUGACUUUCCAAGGUGACGCCGAGGAGGAGAUAGGCAAGAAAAAGAAGAAGAAAAAACGCAACGGAGCUCGGGAAACAAGCAACUUGGCUGAUCAAGCAGCUGAAGGAAAUAAGCUGGAUCCCGCCCAGCAGGAGAACGCCAGCCAGGGCGAGGUUAAGCCUUCGAUGUUGGAUGAGAUCAUCCAGGCUGAUAUCGAGGCUGCAGAGAAAGCAGAGAACGAGCAGCCUCAGCCUCCUCCCCGCGCUCGAAAGAGUUCGGGCGGCAACGGGCGCCGGGCACCCAACGGGCGAGGCCCAGGCCAAGCAGGCCAAGGUGUUGCGUUUGAUGAGCUUGACAUUGAUGAGGAGGAUCCUGAGCAGGCUGGAGAGGACUUUGAAGAAUUUGUGCCCUGGACCCCUCUCCAAUCAGAAGGGAGUCAAGGUGACAAAGAUACGGAAAUCUACCUUUCGCCGGCCCGAGACAAUAGAGAUUCCAAAGGAGCAGAAGCGCAUGUCGCAGAGCAGGCAGGAUGCUGUCCACAAGUAUGCCUACAACGCAGAACGCCUCCGCCUCAGUGGCGCAUGGUGAUGCAAAAAUCGUGGAUUGUUGGGGGCCUGUCGGAGCGCAGCUACAAGGAUAAGAAGGACGAUCGCAAGUUGCAGCUGGAGCAGGCAACUCUUAGGAUGCGGCUGGCAAAGGCCAUGUCGCUGGCUCAUAUGCGAUUCGGCGAGAAUCCAGAGCCCGCGAGCGACGCCGAGAAGGCGGCAUUAAAGGAAGCGCGCGAGCUUCUAGCAGAGGUGCUGACAGUCAGCGAGGCUCUCAAUAACGACUCCGUCAAAUACGAAUGCAUGAAGAUGAACCUGCAGGUAUGCAUCCAGGAUGAGGAUGUGUCAGAAGCCAGGAAGGUACUCUCCCGACUGCAGGAAGAGAAGCCUGACGAUGAGGACCUCAAGAGCGACAAUGCCAGGAUGGGCCGUAUGAAGUCACUUGAGUUUUGCAUGAACAUGUUCUUCUUCACUCUGCUGCUUUUCCAGACGGCAGCUGCUCCGCGGAUGUUCAGAGCUCUGGAGACGAAGCCUCCGGACCGUCACCUCAACUCGGACCACGAGCCGCCCAUGUCCAAACGCCUGCUCAAGGAGCGGCCGGCUAUCGGAUCUGUCCGCAUUCGCAAAGACUUAAGACCAGGCGGCUACAGCGACACCAAAAGCAAGAACAAGAUGCAAGUUGCAAGGCAGCAUGAGGACACCGAGUUCAAGCACCCUGAGACUGCAACACCAUUUGCAAUCUCUUUGCCUCCCGGAUUGGCGUCGAGUGAUGAUGAGCAACCGCUUUGCUUUGGCGAAGCUUUUCCAUAUCCGGGCGUGCCCCAAACGUUGCGAAACACAACAAUUUUCGGGUCUAUUGGCUCUGAGCUCCAUGGAACGGGGGAGUGCAAACCAUGCGCGUGGUUCUGGCACAACAAGGGCUGUUCGAAGGGCUCAGCGUGCACCUUCUGCCACAACUGUCCACCAGGUGAAUUGAAAGCCCGUCGCAAGCUGAAGGUUAUGAGGCUCCGACAGCAGGAGUAUGAGGAGUCAGCACAAGAGAGACUUCAGCAAAUGUCGCAGGACACCUUCCUUCCGGGAGCUAUGGAUUUGGGCGAUGUGGGAGCGAUGCCUUGGACAAACACGCCCGACAUGCAAGCGGCGACUGCAAAGUUGGAAGCUGACUUGCAAGCGAUGGACGGGUCUCCUGUGAAGGUGAGUUACACGGAGUCUUGGCCAUCCGUCGGCUCUCAGCAGCAUGGGACAGGAGAGUGCAGGCCUUGUGCUUGGUUCUGGAAGAAGGGCUGCCUCAAUGGACGGGAAUGCCUUCACUGCCACCUGUGCCCAGAGGGAGAACUCCGACGCAAGAAGAAGGACUGCCAUGUACCCAUGUACGGAGACAGACACACACACAAACAAACGAACGAACGAACGAACAAGUAA
This is a messenger RNA of Symbiodinium necroappetens, 3332 nucleotides long. NCBI's taxonomy places the organism in Eukaryota, Dinophyceae, Suessiales, Symbiodiniaceae. The record is from the annotation of a GenBank genome assembly.